AUGGUUCAGUUUGAUCCGGACCAAGACUACCUCUUUUCGUUGGACCAAAUUUCGUCUGUUAGGUCCACACCUGUAUUUUUGGUUCGCACCAAACUGAAAAGUCCGAAAGCCCGGACCAAACAAGUAAUUCACGUCUCCACCUUGUGGCUUCUCCCCCUGCUGCUAUUGGCUGAGCUGUUUGUCCAUUCAUCAUCUCGUCCUGCCAAAAGUUUCCCCCGCUGUGGCACGUUUGGAUCAAUGAUCCAUCAGGUGGACAGGCUGAUAAACUUAUCCAAUAAACUCCAUGACUUGACAGAUGAAGAACUCAUAAACUUUGACAAUGUAGAACAUAAACUUGACGGUCUUCCUCAUAUGCACCACUCUGCUGACUACUUCAGCUCACUGAAGUUGAACGAGUCACUCUCCCAGCUGUAUGUGCACGCUCAGUCCUUCAGACUGCAUGUUGACUGGUUGAACACAGGCAAACAAAACUUCAGUUUGUCCUCCCACUCGGCUGAGGGCGUCAGCACUCACCUCCUGCAGCUUUCCAACCUCGUUAACACAACUCUUCACCAGAUCGGUGAAGAGGUUCCUCAGUCACCGUCUCCAUCCCUCCCGGUUAUCGCCACAGCCUUUGAUGUGCUCCAGUUCUCUGUUGAAAUUUCUGAACGGUUAAAAGUCUUUUGUUACUGGUCAAAAAGAGUGUUAUGGAUUCUCCGGAAAAAAUCCUGCCACCCUUAA
Micropterus dolomieu (smallmouth bass) is the source of this 720-nucleotide messenger RNA. It is a transcript of the gene il11b, whose product is annotated as interleukin 11b. The record is from RefSeq and is a predicted model, not a curated record. Bases 1 to 720 code for a protein of 239 amino acids. Gene Ontology annotation, biological process: positive regulation of cell population proliferation; positive regulation of MAPK cascade. Gene Ontology annotation, cellular component: cytoplasm. The transcript has 5 exons. NCBI's taxonomy places the organism in Eukaryota, Metazoa, Chordata, Actinopteri, Centrarchiformes, Centrarchidae. Gene Ontology annotation, molecular function: cytokine activity; growth factor activity.